Kalmanozyma brasiliensis GHG001 is the source of this 3543-nucleotide messenger RNA. Its product is annotated as Cation transporter. Lineage: Eukaryota; Fungi; Basidiomycota; Ustilaginomycetes; Ustilaginales. The coding region runs from base 1 to 3543 and encodes 1180 amino acids. Gene Ontology annotation, molecular function: high-affinity potassium ion transmembrane transporter activity. Gene Ontology annotation, cellular component: plasma membrane. Gene Ontology annotation, biological process: potassium ion import across plasma membrane; intracellular potassium ion homeostasis. The record is from RefSeq and is a predicted model, not a curated record. The transcript has a single exon.
AUGCUGCGCACCAUCACCUCCAGCUCGCAGGCGACUGCCGCACGCAACAGACUCGGCUCCUUCGGUCGUUGGUGCGGUAAGAACCUCAACUUCUACAGAGUACACGUCAUGGUCUUCACUCUCGUCCCUCUCAUCGCCGCCGGCAUCUUCUACGCUUGCAAUGGCGAGACGCACGUCAAGUUUAUCGACUGCCUCUUCGUCUGCGUCUCGGCCAUGACCGUCACAGGCCUGGUCACCUUCAACAUCAGCACAGCCAACGGCGGUCAGCAGGCCAUCCUCUUCAUCCUCAUGUGCUUCGGCAACAUCUCCGCCGUCAGUGUAACCAUGAUCUGGAUCCGAAGAAGUUUCUUCCGCAAGAAGUUCGAUCGCGUCAUUCGUCGCAGUGCAAAGGCACGCAAGCGCGUCCACGAUGUCGAAGAGCAGGAGCGCAGAGAUCGACGUCACAACAUUGCAAAGAUCCAGCGCAUGGUCGGACUCAAAUCAACCGACAGCGCCACUACCAUCAGCGACACCGAGGAUCAAGAUCGCACCGACACCAGCUCCAGCGACCAGAUCGAGCUUCGUCGAAUGGAAAAGAAUAAGCAAAAGAGCAAGGCCAAGCGCGGACCAUUGCGUGCAGACAUGAUUCGCCGCAUCGAUGGGCCCGCCUUUCUCAUCAACUCGGCCGGCGAUCGUGUCAACUCGGUCCCUGAACAUUCCAACGAGCAUCGCAACUCGCUCCCGCGCGAGGCGAGUUCAGUCGGCUCGCCUCGUAUACCCGCUGCACAGCCAGGUGCUAGCAUUCUCAACACCGAUCAAGAGAGGCAAUCGUCCAUUGUAUCGGACGGCCAAGGGCAGCAGCCCAACAUUCGCAUCGCACUACCUCAUGAGACCAACGCUUCUGAUGCGGCUGGUGAGAAGAGCACCGAAUCGAGGGCAAGCAACUCGGAACGCAAGGGAUUCUCCAUACCACGCUUUGAUCAUCGUCACGACCCUGACGCCGACUCGGACGAGGAGGCGAUAGCAGAUGAAGAAGAGGAGGAGGAGGAAGAGAUUCAAGAAGAAGCCUUGCGUUCGCCGCCUCUUCGGGCGAGGUUUCCGGAUCACCAGAUUCAUGGGCGCAGCAGACGUGUUUCGGAUCCACCCGGCUUUGCCUCACGCCGUGGCUCCGACAGCGGUCUGGCGCAAGCAUACAGCAAGCACGAGAAGCACGACAUGUUCCCUCGUGCGCAGACCGUAGAGUUCUCGGUACCUAGUGACUAUCGGUCUCCAGUCGAUUUCCAACGGGGACAAGGCUACACCACGGGCAUGAAUGUCAACGGUCCCGGCGGUUUGAGGCAGCGCACUACUACCUUCAACCGUACUGUGACCACACGCUCGGGCGUCUCCGGCCGCCUCAGCACCGGCAGGACGGGCGUGCCACUUGCACGCACCCAGACUUCGUCCAAACAACGAGGCUUUGGUGGUUUCCCCACCCCGCUCGAGAUCGCAGGCAUGGCCAUCAAGAAGGCAGUCCCAGGUGUGCAGGAGCGACUGCAGCGCACAAUGACCAUGCCUCGCACCUCCACAUUCACGUCAGUGCGGUCCGGCGGCGGCAUCACGGAGAGCGGCAACAAGCCGGCUCCCUACCUCACCUUCGACGCCACGGUCACAGGCAACUCGCGCUUCCACGCUCUCACAGAGACACAGCGCGACGAGUUGGGAGGUGUUGAGUAUCGUGCCCUCGACUUGCUCGCCAAGCUCGUCCCCGCUUACUGGCUUAUUGUCAACCUGGGCAUGGUCACGCUGGUAGCCCCUUACAUCAGCAGCAACGCGUUUCGAAAGUAUCGACCUCCCUUCGAUGAACAGGGCGAAAACAAGCCCGACUAUACAUGGUUCUGGUUCUUCCAGGUCAUCUCGGCCUACUCAAACACGGGCAUGUCGUUGGUCGAUACCAGCAUGACGCGGAUGCAAGACGCCUACUUCCUGCUCAUUCCCAUGGGCUUCCUCAUCUUGGCGGGCAACACGGGCUUUCCCAUCCUCCUGCGCUUCUUCAUCUGGACCAUCUCGAUCUGCGUUCCGUCCACGUCGAGGAUCUACGAGACGCUGCGGUUCUUGCUCGACCAUCCGCGUCGAUGCUUCGUCUAUCUCUUCCCCUCGAGCCAGACGUGGUUCCUCUUCUUUAUCUUGCUCCUGUUCAACUGCAUCGACUGGCUCGCGUUCUUAAUCCUCGACAUUGGCAAUCCGGUCAUCGAAUCGAUCACGCUCAGCAUCCGCGUCUUUGACGGUCUCUUCCAGUCGAUUGCGGUCCGCGCAGCUGGUUUCACCGUGGUCAGCCUGUUGGCGCUCGCACCUGCCGUGCAGUUCCUCUACGUCAUCAUGAUGUAUCUCUCCGCGUUCCCACUCGCGCUCUCGGUGCGCAGCACCAACGUCUACGAAGAAAAGUCGCUCGGCGUGUACGUCGACGAGCCAGCAGACCCAGGCACGGCACCGUCAGAGUCGAAAGAUGCCAAGGUGUGGGGCUCCUUCCUCGCAUCGCAUGCUCGACGCCAGCUGGCCUUCGAUAUCUGGUGGCUCGGCUUCGCGCUCUGGCUCAUCUGCAUCAUCGAACGCAACGACAUCGUGGACCCGGAAUCCAACGGAUGGUUCACCAUCUUCAGCUGCCUCUUCGAGCUCACUUCGGCAUACGGCACGGUCGGCUUGAGUCUCGGCACGCCCUUCGACAACUUCAGCCUGUCAGGGCGUUUCCACACCCUGUCGAAGCUGGUGGUGUGCGCGGUGAUGAUUCGAGGCAGACAUCGAGGAUUGCCCGUCGCCAUCGACCGCGCUAUCCUGCUUCCGUCCGAGCUGGAGCAGGAGGACAUGAUGGACGACGACCUCUCGCAUCUCGACGACACCUGGGAUCGGGACAGCACCUUCGUCGCCGAUCCGACAGCCGCGACGACGGUGCCGGUCUUUGCUGGAGGCGCGGUGGAACGCCAACGCACCACAAGCAACGCCAGCAGCAAGAACGGAAUGUCGAGCGUCAAACGUUCGCAAUCUGGUGUGUCGUUCGCGCUGAGCCCGGCGACCAAUGCGAGACGAAGCAGCAUGCCGCCUGCUGCGAUGGAGCCGCUGUCGCCGACAACGGCACCUGCGGAGUUCGGGGUGCAGGAACCGCGAAGGAGCUUCACGCUGACACUCCCGCCGAGCAGUCUACCGCUGCACCAUCAGAGCAUCUACUCGUCAGGCGGACCACCGCCGAGUCACAGCACCGGAGGUGGCAUUCUCGGCGGCAUGAUGGUGAGCACGCCAGGCCCACUGACUGCGAUCGACGAGACGCCGAGCGGAUUGGGUGCUACGCCGAUGAGCGAGAGCCGAUCCGAGUCGCCGCGUCCGCCAGCUGGUCCUGCCCAGCGCGACAACUUGACCCCGUCGAGCCUGGAUACCAAGGCGAGCAGCGAGGCUAGCACCGCGAGUGUCAAGGGCAAGGAACGGGAAUCGCCUCAGAGCGCGGUGGAUGAGGACAAAGAGCGAAGAGUGGCGCAGUCUGCGGGCUGCUCGACGCCCAACGGACGGCAUUCCCCUGUCAGCGGGGCGGAUUGA